AUGCUCAGACGACAUCGACUUCACCCUAGUCUACGCACUACACACAUUCCUAGCCACAGUAGACGGACAAGCGUCGUCAAAGGCGACCGACUCACCCUGCUCGACGACUCAAACUCAUACUGGUGGCUCAUCCGCGUACUCAAAACACUCGCCGUCGGAUACAUCCCCGCCGAAAACAUCGAAACACCCUUCGAACGCCUCGCCCGUCUCAACAAGCACAGGAAUGUCGAUCUCUCCUCCGCCACCCCCGUCGAUGUCCAAGCAGGCGCCGCCUCAUCCCUUGCCCAGACCCGCUUCUCCCAACGCAUCCCCAGCGCCGGCGAUCCCACCUCGCUCGAAUCGGAAGAAGCCGCCAAGUCGCCCAGCGGCUGGGCCAGGCUCCGGCUGGCUGCCCGCGCCUCGGCAGACUCGCUCCGCGGCGGCCCGGGCAACGCGAACAAGGACGACUCGCGCAGCCAGCUCGGAAAAGGCCUGUCGCCCGUCCAGCGCGCCCAGCUCGACUCGCCCCAGGCAGCCAACACCUCCUUCUCCAAGGAGGCCGUCUCCGAGCCCGCCCGGAACAUCACCCAGCAGGGCCCACUCGCCAACGGGGGGCCCAAGAACGCUUCCACCCUCUCCAUCGACAGGCUCGCUUCCACUUCCUCCCUCCCGCUCAUCCCCCAUUCUCAAGCCGAAACUAAAAAACUCACUCUCACGCCGGAUAUCGCUCGCGAUACGGCCGAUUACUCCAUCGAUGCCUACCAACCCAGCCCUUCUCGUGGCUCCCACCUAACCCGCCAACGAUCCACCUCGGCAUCCUCAUCCGAGAGUCCGUUGCGACAGCUGGCCAGCAAGCGCAUGAAUGGCGAGCCAUUAUCGGCCUCCCUCGAAGCCCAUUCGACCGACUCGCAUACCGCAGAGGACGGCACAAAAGGCUCGUCCAAGCAGACCAGCAGUACCAAGAAGGAGGAGAAGAAGAAAUCAGGCGGCCUGCUCAGCGGCUUCUUUGGGCGGAAGAAGGACAAGAAGGCCAACAAGUCCGAUCCGCUGGAUGACACCCGAUCAUCCUCCCUCGAACACGACCGAAACCGCUCCUCAUCCCCGCUCAGCCCCUCCGAACACUCCGUCCGCUCCCUGACUUCCCCGCAACAGCACACCGACGGAGGAUCUUCUCCCGGUGGACACGCCCGGCGUAUGGGCUCCUCGGAAAACGAGGACCUGUUCUCGACGGACGCGGCGCUCAGGAAGCAGCACGAGGAAGCUCAGGAGGUCAUCCAUCGCCAGCAGAGUCUCUCAAGGGAGAUCAACGAGCUCAAUGGGGCUGGUCACCACCCGCAGAAAAAGCCCAGCUAUCCCCCGCUCAACUCCAACGUCCCGUCCCCCAGUCUCGGCCUCCAUUCGCCGUUCUCCCCCGGCAGCUCCACGGCCUCGACGCGGCUUGCGUACUCCCCUGCUGCUGCUGCUGCUGCUGCUGCUGCUGCUGGAGGGGGAGGAGGAGCGGGCAGGGUCCGUCCGGGCAGUCUGAUCGGCUCGCCCGGGAUCGCCGGGAUGGACGUGCCGAUGCUCAACGUGCUCCGGAUCUUUGCGGGCGACAACGUGGACUGCGAGGCGACCUUCAAGACCGUCCUUCUCAGCGCCCAGACGACCACCCAGGAGCUCGUCGUCCAGGCCCUCCAACGCUUCCACGUCUCCGCCACCGAAGACGACCGGGCCAGCUACUACCUGACGAUCAAGGACGUCGUCUCCGGCGAGGAAACCGUGCUCGAUGACCACCAGACCCCGCUCGGCUUGUUCGAGCUCAUGAACGAGGCCCUCGGCCACUCCGCGCUCCAUCUGCCCUCCGUCAAAAGAUCCUCCGUCGGAUCCAUCUCCUCUAUCUCCUCGAAUCUCUCGCUCAAUCCUGCGAUCUCUAGGCUUGGGAUGAACGACUUCAGCGACGACUCCGCCGUCAAGUUCCACCUCAACCGCUAUCCCCAACCCUCCGACCGAAGCCACGCUUCUCUUCCCGCUAGUCACUUUAAUAAUGGGAUGGUCCCGCCCGGGCGGAAGCAGGAACGCACGGGCUCGCUGGCCCCGAUCCAGGAGGACGGCGUCGCCUCCGCCCAUCGCGACCGGCCACCACCACCCGCCGCCACGCUCGCAAGCCCGUCCUCGCCUGCCUCGCCGGCCCAAUACGAGGCCGGGAACCCGCCGAGCGCGCUCUCGAGCGCCGGCUCGACCGACUCAUCCUCCGACCCCCUCAAUCUGUCGCCCUGCGCAUCCUCGCCUUCCACGGCCACUAUCACCUCCUCCUCCCCCUCGCUGCGCUUCGCGAUGCGCGUCCGGAUCUAUUCCGCGGACUUGCCCGAGGGGCUGGUCUUCGACCCCCAGUCUAACGCUAUUAUUCCUCGGGUCGUCUUGCUCGAACGCACCUACCGCUCCUCCUCAUCCCCCUCUUCUUCCGCGACGACGACGACGACGACCUCGACGACUUCGUUCCGCGAGAAAGUCAUCAUCUUCCCCCGCAACAUCCACACCUCGGAGGCCAUCGAGCAUUCCCUCGAGGCCUUUGGGAUCGCCGAGGGCGUCGUCGACGGCGGCGACGACGUCGAUGAUAAGAUCUCCAAACGCAGGAGCUCGUCCAAGAUCCGGUACGGGUUGUCUAUGAAGGCGCCUGACUCUCCAACAGAAGUCCUCGAGCUGAAUUCGCCUCGUUCCACAGAAGUGCCGGUGAAUCUGAUCUCGAAGGUGUUGGAUGCGUACAGCGUCCCGCCGAUCUUCCGGCCAGCAGACCGGACCUCCAAAGAGGCCCGACGGAGGUCGCAAGAGUACCACCCCUUCGUCCUCGGCACCCUCCAAGACCUGCAGCCCUCGGACCCGAUCUUCAGCCUGCGCCGCGCCCUGCUCCAUCACCCUCCACCCCGCAGAGACCAUCCGCGGAACUCGGCGGGCGGCCUCGCGGGGGCGGUUGCCGACGAGCUGGGCCUGCUCCAAGCUGCCAAGAAGGCCCCUUCGCGCCCGGCGCCCUCGGCCCAAAGCUCGUUCAAAACCGCCCAGGAAUCCAUCCACUCGGUCGAGUCUGGCUUGCUCAACGGCACCCCCCCGGUCGUCUCGCCCGCCCCGCUCACCGUGCUCUCCACCCAGCCCAACGCCGAUGAAGGCAUCGACAUCAACCUCCACAACCAUGCGACGAUCCGCAGCAGACGCGGCGACGACCUCGACGGCGGCCCCGGCGCAGGCCAGCGCCACAGCUAUCGCUACUCGUACAUCGAUCCGAGCGGGGAAGAGUUCGACAUCAGCUCGCUGAUCGAGAGCGAGCUGAGCAGCGACCCCGGCGAGCCUUCCCAUCAUCACCCUCAUCAGCAGCAUGGGAAGAGCGAGGUGCAGGAGAGGAGGAGCCACGGCCCUCGGACGGCCAGCCCGUCGACCGAGGACGGCUACGCAAGCGCGCCCGAGUCCCCGCUCUCGUCGGUCAACCGGCUCAGUCCCUCGGUCAUGCGCCAGCUGCAGCAGCACCAGACGGACGACGACUCGGCCAUCGAGGCCCUCCGCGUCGCCGACCUCACCAUCGACCAGAUGCCCCCCUCCAGACAGACCUCCCGCGACUUCAACCACGCCUCCGACGACCUGCUCGCCUGGACCGUGCGCAGACAGGGCCCCCCGGCCGAGCCCAGCCGAGCAGGGGGAGCCGCGCCGUUCUUUGCCGAGGCGCUGGACAGCCGGAUCCAGCGCGUGCUCUCCAAAGUCAACGCGUCCACCCAUCCGCCAUGGAAGCCGUCGGCCGAGCAGAAGCCCUCGGCCGGGAUGGAGGAGACCCUCCUGGGGCGGGGGGAGGACGGGGGGGCGCCGAGCGCGGGCUCGUCGGCCCGGUCGAACUCGUCGAGCCUGGAGGACGCCGACGGCAGCGCGUCGCCGACCACCCCGCUCACCGCCACCUCGCCCACCGGCGAGUCGUCGUCUUACACGCCCAUCUCCUCCGCCACACGCGGCGGGGGCAUCGACUCGCGGCUGUCGAUGCAUCGGGAGGCGCUUGGGCCUCCGGCUGCCGCGGGCCCGGUCGUCGGACGCGCCGCUGGGCCGAAAGGCAUGGGCCCGGCGUGGGUCCCGCUGCUCUUUCCUGCCUCCGCCCCACGCGCCCUCCUUCCGCCCUCCUCCUCCCCCAGGCCCGAGCUCCAGCACGACGGCGGCGCCGGCUUGGACGUCUUGUUCAACCUCGUCCUGCUCUCCGCCUCCCUCGCUGCCGCGCCCGAGCCCGAGCCCUCGACGACGACCGCGUCGCGGCCCAACCCCAGGGCCUGCAAGCCCCCCGCCCCGCCCCUCUGGCUCGCCCACCCCGCUCUCGCCGCCUUCUUCGACGAACCCGCCUCCGCUGUCGCCGCUGAAGGCGUCGCCUGCGGCCGGCUGCCGGUGGCUGCCGGCCGGGCCGGCCUCCUGUCUUCGAAGGACUCUUCCCUCCACGACUCGUCUCAGCUAGACUCGUCCCAGCAUGACUCGUCCCUCCAUGACUCUUCUCAGCAAGACUCGUCCCAGCUAGACUCGUCUCAACAAGACUCUUCUCAGCAAGACUCUUCUCAGCAAGACUCUUCUCAGCAAGACUCGUCCCAGCAGGACUCGUCCUCCAGCUCCGCCGCCGCCGGCAUGUCCGCCAGCACCGGCGACUCCGGCGCCCUGCUGGCCGACGACAUCGCCGCCUUCCUCGGCCACUCGGCCGCCGCGCUCGACGCCCUCGACGGCACCCUCGACCGGCUCUUGCGCGACGCCCUCCUGCUCUAG
Molecule: messenger RNA, 4731 nt
Organism: Puccinia triticina
Lineage: Eukaryota; Fungi; Basidiomycota; Pucciniomycetes; Pucciniales; Pucciniaceae
Exons: 6
Coding region: 1-4731 (1576 amino acids)
Biological process (GO): establishment or maintenance of actin cytoskeleton polarity; signal transduction
Cellular component (GO): microtubule cytoskeleton; cell tip
Molecular function (GO): protein binding
Source: RefSeq, a predicted model, not a curated record